UGUUUGGCAUGUCACGGCAGGGCCGCUAACUACGGUGGCCAACCUAAACAUGCAAAAAGUGACUAUCCUGAUCCGGAGCCAGUGUUUGGUUUGUCUGUUCUGGGCUACUGUAGAAACAUGGCGGUGCAACAUGGCAAUGUCCAUAGGUGUGUACCUGUUCUCUGUGUAGCUUUUAAUGGAGCGAUUCUUAUUUCCAGGUGAUUGAACACUUUAAGAAUCUUAUUUUAUUAUAUUCAGUUUCAGAAAGUUCCCCCAAAUCUUACACACUAGACCUUUAAAGUUACAAUUUAAUUAUUAAAAACUGGGAAAAGUUGACACUUCUGUAAACAAGAUAACCCACACCUGUGACCACCACAUUCACCCACUCAUUAUCCCGCAGUUUCUUGAACAUUAUUAAUAUUAUUCAGACAGAUUAUCUAUAAAACAAUGUCAGUAUGUGUAUUUCCAGUGUGAGUAAAACAGCGGAGAGGCGCUGUGAGAAAAGAUGAAACAUGUGGUGGAGGUCGCUCAUUGCUUGAGGAAGUUAUUGGGAAUUAUGAAAUGACAUCACCACAGUUUUUUCCCGGCUUUGUUUGGUGCUCCUCCUGACCACGCCUUCCUGCCGGCUCCAUCAUAAAGCAGCCAGGCCGUGUGUGUGUGCACCAGUUGAGCUCGAGUCAGCGCGGACAACAGGUGCACCACAGCCUCCCUCCACCUCGCUGUUGGAUAAUGCCCGCAGAGCGCCGCUCGUCGCUUUGCACAGGGCUUCCUCGUCUGCACUUUGAACAUUUGCACGUUUUUGUAUCCUGAUCACUUCCAGCCACACAAAAUGCCUUUUCCGCCUAUCAGCCUCCAGCAGCGAAUCUCCUCUCCUGGCAGGGAACUAUUCGGGAAAAAGAAAGCCAACGGAGUGCCUCCUCACACUGAGCUCACCAGCAAAUCCGGCGGAGAGAAAGCGGUGUCCGAAAAGGAGAAACAGUCCACAUCUUGGACAUCGGCGAAUUUAAGGAAUUUAGGGCGAAAAGCCCAUCAGGAGAAGAGUAAAAGCUCAGCUCAGAAGGCGAGUAGCGGCCGGGAGACGCAGGGAAAAUGCUCCUGGCUGUCGGUAUCCAAACCUCAGGACUCAUCUGAAGGAGUCAGGCGCUCUAGCUCUAUGGACUCCGCCAGACACCUCCAAGGCAAGGAGGAAGGGAAGAAGGAGAUUCAGUUUACCCUCAGCCUCACCCCCGAAGCCAUUCUUGUCAUCCAAAAACGAAAUCUAGAAAAGCAAAUGAUGGCAAAGCAGCAGAAAUGCUGCGCCUCCGCGGACUUUAGGCACAGGCGCGUAUUUCCAUCCAAAAAGGCGCACGGAGCGUCCAAGGGCUGCGCUCCUGUCGCCAAAGUGGAAAGCGCCGAGCAGGACAUCACCGCCAUUGUUAAAAUAUCUCUUUUGAAUGAUCAAUACAAGUACGACGAUGUGGAGUAUGAAGAGGAGGAUGGAGACGUGGAUGAGACUGUUGUGAGGAAAUGUAAAGAGUGGCUCAAAGGGGUCGAAAACGCCGCCGCUUUGGGGAAAGUCGACAAACUUUCUGCACUCCCGCACCUUAAAGGCUGCUGACACCUGACUUUGGACUUUUCUUUUUGUUUUAGACAGCUGACUGAAGAGACGAUGGACUCUGAAAUGUAUGCACCGAUGCUGCCCUGCUACAAUGGCAUUUUAAAUUUGAGUCUUGUGAAUUAGCCUAAUUGUUUGCAAAUGAGAGGAGAAAAUCCACUCAAGAGAAAUGUCGAUUUGUUACGGAGAUAUUCACUAAAAUAGGUAUCAUGUCACUUAAAACAUACCCUUAUUGAAGAAAUUUGAAAUAUGAAUUGCAUUGGAAUAAGAGGAAAUUUGGCAUCAAUUUGCCUCCACCAAAAUAAGAUUUUAAAGCCUAAUUGCAGCCACGGUGCUUCUUAUGGCUCACAGGGAUGUUGCUUUGCCUGCUCAAUGUUUUGUUGAAGUCUGAACUGAAUACCUUAAUAUUCUCGUUCUUUGCACAUGGUUUUUGUUUUCAGUGGGGCGCCUGUGGAUUGGCAGAGGGGUUUGCGUAAAGCGACGCGAAACCGCUCCUUUGUGUUGGAGAACAAUACGCUGUCAACAACAGGGCUCUGUAUGCGCCUGCUGCUGAAACCAAACUGGACUGUUUAUUUUUCCUCUAAUAAGAGGGUUAUAUCCUUUGUAGGAAUUUAUCAGCGAUGUACAGUAUUUAAUAUUUACUAAAUGUUUGUACUGUUUACUCAGCUGAUGAUUUGAUGCCAUUUGAAGUAAAAACAAUGUUUGUUUUUUAAAUUAUGCAGGUGUCACUGACCUUUUUAAAGCUGAUUUGUGUUGUGCCUCUUGAAUAAUUCUGUUACAUGAUGCUGAUUUGCAGUCAUUUAGAUUUCUUUUACACUUCUGGCACAUUCCCAGACUGUAUUUUAAAGGCUCUUUUGUUUUCACUGUACCUACCUGAGGCCAUUUGGGCAUUAGUGUUCUAAGCUUCUUAGAUUUCCUGUUAAGCAGGGUUGACCAGUGUGCUGUGGGGCCCAUGUGCAUGAUCCCUGCAGGAAAUUACCUCCAGUCUGCUUUUUAUACCAAACAUAACAAUGCAUGUAGCUACUAAAGAUAAAUAGUGUUGGUACCAAACAUCUGGGAAAUUAUUUCACCCAAAGUGCCAAAAGAGCUAUAUGAUUUGCAGCAGAGGUUUGAAUUAAGAGCUUAAUCCUGACAUUCCCACACUCACACUGAGCUACAAAGACUCAUGUUUAAAUUCUGUAAUGGACUUCAUGUGCUGCUCAGGGAGAAACAGCUGGUCAGGGACCUUCUGAGAGCUUAGAAACAAACCACGACUGUUUUUAGCAAAAUACAAUAAACCAGAGUUACAGAGAAAUUAAGCCAUAAAGACAUGUUUGGCCUCUUUGUUGGUUCUCUUCAGCUGCCUAUUGUAUUGAUCGUUAAACCAGUCAAGGGAAACUGAGGGAAACACACCAGCCUUUUGCACAAAUUAAAGGAAUACUUCACCCUCAAAAUGACCAUUAGAAAAUCAGUUAGUCAUGCUGUGUUACCUUGAGUUUGUGAAGAAAAGUUUGUUUUUCUUGUAUUCCUCCACAUAAAAUAGUGAACAUAUGGA
This is a messenger RNA of Plectropomus leopardus (leopard coralgrouper), 3107 nucleotides long. It is a transcript of the gene prr18, whose product is annotated as proline rich 18. NCBI's taxonomy places the organism in Eukaryota, Metazoa, Chordata, Actinopteri, Perciformes, Serranidae. The record is from RefSeq and is a predicted model, not a curated record.